CCCACCGGAGUGGGAGCUCACUCACUCACUCACUCACUCCGCUGUGAAUUAAUUCCACUACCACUCGUAAAAGUAAACAAAUGUAAUUCUCUCCGCCCACACUCUGAACGUGAAUAAAUUAGUAAAGUUUAAAAGAAAUUGUGAUCUCCUUCGGCACAUGAGGCUACAACAUCCCGGAUCCAGCCUGAUUGAAAACUCAACGAUUAGGCCGAAAAACUCGUACGAAAAUUUCGAAGUAGGGACUACUGGUGGUGAAUUGGUUGCGACGUGCAUAACUUGCAGAUUCGUGGCGAGUAAUCAGCUGCCGAUGCAAAAUCAUACAAGGAGAGGACACGUCGCCAUUCCCACACACGUUUACGCAGAAGGUGAUGGUUGCAAAAUUGUUCCGAGAGCAUUUAAACCUGAAGAUUAUUAUGAGAGUAAUGGCGGAUUACACAAUAUAAUACUCAAAGUUUGGAUGAAGGACAACACGAUCGGUCUGAGUAUAAGUAAAACUACUUAUGGAAACGGGGUUCUUGCCGCCCAGAAAAACAAGUCUGAAAUGAAGAGUGCCGGGUGUCACACCACCACCAUGCUGAAGAAGGCUUGCUCGUCGAGGGUCCUCCUCCCAGAAGGAUAUGAGGUUAUUUGUGAGGAAACAAGAGUCGUCCCCAUCCACCCUUUUCAAGGAACUUUGUGCAGUUCGAACGGGAAGUGGACAGUUCGCAACAUUCUUCAAAAAGUGUGCGUGGACACGUUUAUGCCCCCAGAAGCUCUCACGUAUUUUGAAGAAGAUGAACUCGCCAUCAUCAUCAAAGCAGUGGAAGAGUUGAAGAACUCUUUGGUUAUUGGGGACCGUGAACUAGUCUUUAUAGACGAAGCAGAAGAAGGCGAUCGACCACUGGGCGACCCCAUUCUCAGGGCAAAAAUUGAAGAAGGGACUUCCAAAAUUUGCAAAUUGGAGGAAGAGCUGCAUCAGGCCUCGCUUCGUGAAGAAAAGUUGCUCAAGGAGUUGGAGGAUGAGAAAAAAGCUCACAAUGAGACAAAAAAAAUGUUGGUGGCGAUGAAGCGAGAACGAGCUUUGUUGCUGCGUGCAAAUUCUGAAAAGAGGAAUGAGAACCGUGUUCCCCUCUCAAACGCCACCAACUCACCGGUGAAGAGGAAGAAAUGACAUAAUCUUUCUUGAAAUUAUCAUUUUUUUGUUGUGUUCAAUCAUUAGACAUAAAUA
Messenger RNA from Folsomia candida, 1207 nucleotides. RefSeq lists its product as uncharacterized. The transcript is spliced from 5 exons. The record is from RefSeq and is a predicted model, not a curated record. NCBI's taxonomy places the organism in Eukaryota, Metazoa, Arthropoda, Collembola, Entomobryomorpha, Isotomidae. Bases 158 to 1150 code for a protein of 330 amino acids.